UGGCGUCCGCGCCUCGGGGGUCGGGGCUGCGCUCCCAGCCUGCGCGGCCCGAGCGGGAUUGCGGGGGGGGGUUGCCGGCCCUGAUCUAGAUUAAUACUGAAGGGAUGGGGCGAGAGAGAGAGAAGAAUGCAUCCCGGCAGCACGGUGCAGUCUGACUCCGAAGUAUCUGUGUUGUUUAAAAUCCGAAGCUGUCAGUGACAAUGACCAUCUUCAUCAGCUUUACCUUAAGAAGAAUAAGCUGAUGUUUUGCCUCACUAGGACUUGUGCUGAAGGGCAGCUAGGAAGGUUACUUCCCUUGCCAUUUGCAGCCGAAAGCAAGUCGACUUCGGGAGAGCGCUUUGCACAAUGUUUUCGUAUUGUUUUUGAAGACAUUCCAGCCACCCAGUGCCAAUCUUUUAUUCACAACAAAGGUCUGCGGAACUGAGUUAUGUCAACAGUUGCUUUGAUUACUGUGGUGAGAAAUGGAGGUUGUCAAGUGAGGAGAGUGCUGCUGAUGCCCCGCCUUUUGCAAGACAGCAAGUAUGUGACUGCUGUGCGCCACAGUUCUACGACGCAACGCAGGACUUCCUGCUUUGACCCUGAUGGCAGUGGGCGGCCCACCACGUGGGACUCCUUUGGCAUCUGGGACAACCGGAUUGAUGAGCCCAUCCUUCUCCCACCAAGCAUAAAAUAUGGGAAGCCCAUUCCCAAGGUCAGCCUGGCCAAUGUGGGCUGUGCCACUCAGAUUGGCAAGCGGAAGGUGAACGAGGACCGCUUCAAUUAUGCUGAGCUGACUGACAGCGUCCUGUAUUUUGCGGUGUAUGAUGGGCAUGGCGGGGCAGCUGCAGCUGAUUUCUGUGAUAAGUACAUGAAGAAGUAUAUUGAAGAAUUUCUUCCUCAGGAGGAGAACUUGGAGAUUGUGUUGACCAAAGCUUUUCUAGAAAUAGACAAAGCAUUUGCAAGACACGCUCACUUAUCUGUCGAUGCAACCUUGCUGAACGCUGGGACCACUGCAACAGUGGCCCUACUGCGAGAUGGUAUUGAACUGGUUGUGGCCAGUGUUGGAGACAGUCGGGCACUCUUGUGUCGAAAGGGAAAGGCUGUGAAGCUCACCAUUGACCAUACUCCAGAAAGGAAGGAUGAGAAGGAAAGGAUAAAGAAAUGUGGUGGCUUCAUAGCCUGGAAUAGUUUGGGACAACCCCACGUGAAUGGGAGGCUUGCAAUGACACGUAGUAUAGGGGACCUGGAUAUGAAGAGCAGUGGAGUGAUAGCACAGCCAGAAACUAAGAGGAUUCAGGCAAUACAGUACGGGACUGAAGAUAACAGCACCUCUGUCAUCGUGCCAUUUGGAGCCUGGGGGAAGUACAAAAACGCUGAGGUCAACUUCUCCUUCAGCCGUAGCUUUGCCUCGAGUGGGAGGUGGGCAUGAGAACCCACUGAAGUUAUUCUUUUCCAUGCAGUGGCCCGUAUGCAGCAAGAUACAGGAGAACACAUCCAUGUCUAGGUUGUGUCUUGUCCACCUCUCUUUCCCAGAAUUGUACACAACAUGAGACUUACUGCUUCCAGGUUAGGAAACAAGCUCUUGUCACUUACAUUUUACCACUUUUUAUUUAUUUUGGCCAGACUUCAGGCAGCUGUUUGUGUUUCUGCUCCUAGGAGAUGUGUAGCUUGUGUCUCCCUGUUCACAAAUGACUAGAUGCUAGGCUUUCACAUGUUAAAUGCUUCCUGCCCAAUGUGUGUUUGUACUGACUGCUGUAUUUAGUGUCCCUGGUUAUUUAGCAGCUGUAAAGGACUGGCAUGAUAUAUUCUGAGCCAUGUGCUCUUCACUUUGCGCGACAGAUGAGCAGAUGCACAACAAUUAUGAGAAGAUGAAAGUCUUCCAUUGGUAUAGAGGCACCAAAAGUUCCUCUGUGCUUCAGGAGAAGCAUGUGAAAAAUAGUGGCAUAGCUGUGAGAAAAGAGUCAGGAAGCAGCUCUUCUGUGCCAAUAUGUCCCAAGCAGUAGAAUAAGCUUUUCCCCAAAGUCCACAUAAGUUAAUUCUGGUCUGUAGAAAACUACCCCUUGACUUCCGUGCACUGUGACCUUUUGAGUCUAAAUGCAUGUGCAGGCCAGGAGCCAGUGAUGACAUGGCAACUUAGGUGUAAUGUGGGACAGACCUAAUGUCUGUGCCAUCCCUACCAUCCUCUCUACCAGUGGCAUUGAAAGGAAUAGGUGGCAGAUCUGCAGGAGAGCAAAAACUGAACGUUUUUUCAAACCCAGAGACAACAUAAGCUUGGAUUCCUUUUUCCUAAAGGAAGUAAUUUCAGUCUAUUUCAUUUUCUAAUAGAGAGUAGGGUGGGGAGAUUUUUCACUUUUCUGAAAGAAAAUAAAGGUAUGAGGGCUUUUCAGCUGUCUGGGACAGGAUCUAGUCAGUUAAUCCUUUCUUCUGUGCCAGCUAACUGGUCACUAGAUGCUUUUAGAUGCAUAAAGUAGACUUUCCCCUUUUCAGUUUUUUGGAAUCUUUGGAUUUGCUCAGGGCCUUGUCACAUGUUCACUUGCAACAGUUGGAAAUCAUUAGUAACCUAUUAAAGUUAGUACCUGUUAAGAGCGAACCUUCACUGAAACGGAACAACUUGACAAUGCCUUGAGAGCACUUAACACAUGCUAAAAACUGCUUCCAUUUUAACUGUACUUAGUAAGUAUUAAGUUGAACAUGUGACAUCACUCUCAGAUUCCCAAAAUGAAGUGUAACUGGGGGGAGGGGGACAUGUAGGGGUAUGUCUUUAAGCAAAGAGUGCCCCUUUUUCUUAUCCCUGUUUUUAAGAUGGAAGAAGAAACUAUAGGAGUCUGCAGUAGAUUAGGCACAAAGGGCCAAAUCUGCAGCUGGCUCAAACUUUCAAAAUUCCCAUUGACUUCAGUGAAACUGCACUCAUGUACACCAACUGAAGAUCUGGCCUAAAGUGCCCUGUUCUGGUCUCAAUCAGCUUCACUGAUAUGCACCCCUCCCCCUUCCCACCACUGUAAAAACAGUGUAAUUAAAGGCAGGCAGGGAAAAACUGGCAUCUUCUCAAUAUGAUAUUUUUCAUGCUAUUAAAUUGUUUCUGGCAAGAAAGGUUUUAAAAUUGAAUGGUCACCUUAUACUAAGGGAGCGCAUUGCUGAGUUGCCCAGUGAGACACUACAAUGUGAACUGUGGGUCUCUGUCACUUUUAAUUUUUCCUAUGCCACACCUGAUCUCACCAUUCCAGAUGUUUGAAGGCCUAUGACCAUGCUCUGGGCAGGCAUACUUAGUAUUGCUCUGAAAGCAUCUACAACUUUGCAUAGGGAGAAUGCCCUGGUCUUGUCUCAUUACUCAAUGUAUUAUAUGGUGUACAUAAUAUGUAUAUUGGUUUUAUAAGUGUGUGAAACAAUACUUGUAAAUAUAUAUUGUAUCCAAUGCUAUUUCCUAUGUCACUAUCACAGGUCUAGUAAAAUUAUAAGCCCUCUGUUUCAUAUAUUCAAAAGGUUUGCAGUUAAUCUUAAUCCAAAGGAAAAUGUUUGGUUUUCCAAAGUUGUGAGCCCAGUUUUGCUUCCCUGAAGCAGAAGAGACAUUUUCAGUGGCUAUCAGUGGAGUAGGAGCAGGGGCUCGUUUGGAACAAGCGUCUCUCUGGGUUAACUAUAUUUAUAGUACUGUUGGGAGAAAUCUCCUUAUUUUGAGCCCUGAGGGUGACAUCCUGACACUAUUGAAGUCAAUGGAAAUGUUGCCAUUGAUUUCAGCAAGGUCAGAAUUUCAUCCCUGGUCUUUAUUAGCACUUCUAGAAAAUGGAUACACUAAAAUGCAUAGUCUGAGAGUGAGGCUUUAGAAAUGGCAUGUGUGUAUGAGAGAGAGACUACUAACUAUAGAGCCCUACUAAAGAUGUUUAUUGUAUGUUAUGGAUACAUAAUAUGCAUAUAGAGAGCAUCUUUAUGUGUAUGCCACUAUCCUAAACACACAGCAUAUAUUGAUUACUGCCUUGUGAAUGUGCUGAUGUAGUGAGGAAGGGACUAAAUGCUACAGUGGGCAGUUCUGUUAGCUUUGUUCCCCAAAGCAAAUAUGGCUUUGGUGAGAAUCUGCUUAAUCUCUAGUGAAUAUUUGACCACAUGCCAAAACCCUCCUUGUACUGGGCAGUGGUUUUGGCAUCAAGUGAUAGACUCUCACUAGCAGAAGUCUAGCGCAAAAUUUGUGGACAAAGCGCAUUGACACUUUGUCCUUCAUUUUUAUCCUCUGGCCCGUUAGCCAUAAAUCUGGUCUGAAGAUAUCACAAAGACUUAGGAAUUUAGUGGUGCACACCCAUUUAUUUUUAUAUAUUAAAUCUUUUUUGUAAGUGUUUAAAGUUUGAAUAGUAUUAGACAUUUUUCAGACUGAGCCCAUCCUAUUAAAUCGCUGGUGGGUAGUGAGAAAUUCUGCACUUCAAGUGCUGGAAUAAAAAAGCAUGGUAACUCAAAGAGUAUCUUGGGGAUGGGUUUAAGUUUGCCCUCUGGAAUGCAAGUUUGUGGUCUAAUUGUGUUCCCUACAUUUUACUACAUCUCUUUCCCAUGUCCUAUCACUGAAUAUUGUAGAGAAUUAGAUAUUUUUGCAUUUCUGUUGGUUGGUGCUCCUCUGAGACCAAUAAUUUGUGGGUUUUUUCUUACGUUAGAAAGGAGAUAGAAAAGAAGGGAAAUGAUGAAACUGCAGAACAGUACGAGUUGAAGAUAAAGGGCUCCCAUUGACCAUUUCUUACAGAGCAACAAAGGAACAUUUAAUGCCAUAGAAGGGCAGCAAAUUUAAAACUAAUAGAAGGAAAUAUUUGUUAAAACAAAUACACAGUUUGUCUGUGGAACUCCUUAGAUGUAUUUGAAGACAAAGGCUUAAUAGGAUUUCAAAAGGGUUAGGCACAUUAUAGAUAGAAAUUUCACAGUUGUAUUAGCUGGGGGUGUAUUUAUACAAUAUAUACAGAUCUACAUAUGUAUAAUAAGGAAUAUCAGCACUCAGGACUUUGAAGCACAAGUCAAUUACUGACUGACAGGUGUUAGGAAGAAACUUUUUCUGUGGUCAGGUAAUUGCAUAACUGCCCACCAUGGAGUUUUUGCCACCGUCUUCUGAAGCAUAGAGUUACUGUUGGUACAAAAUACUGGACUGAAAUGUCCUAUGGGUCUGAAUUGGUAUGGGAAUUACUACGUCCUCAUUUAAGAACAGAGUUCUGGAGAUAUCAUGCUGCAUUGUAGCCUUCCUUCAUGCACCUAAUGUAAGCAGUUUACUCAAGUCAGACCGCAGCUUACAAAGCACUUGAUUAAAAGUGCAUGGCAUUUUUUUUUGUGGUCACUCAUCUUCUUCUUAUGCUUCUUCCUCAGGUAUUCAUAGCUAUUGCCCCUCUUUUGCACCACACUCAUGCUUUUCCCCUAUCACACUCUGGCCUGAUGGAAUUAAAGCAUUUAUGCCAAGGCUUCCUUUUCUCAAAUGGGUCAAACCAGACUGGUGCUACUAGGGUGUUGGCUUUGUAUUUUGUCAUUUGGAACUAGCUGCCAAAUCAGCAGAAUAAUUUUAUUCUUAUGCCUUUCCAGUUUUGGGGCUGUUCAGAAUCCAAACACUCCAACCCAGUAAACGCAUUGUAAUUGUGGCAAAUGUUUGUUUAUUAAGUAUCUUGCUGGGGGCGUGGAAAAUGAAGCCGUUACAUUACAGCCAUGUUGGAGGGGUGAACACAGUGUCUUCCGACUACAUGUAGGGAUCAGUUUAGCAGCUCCCUUCCAGCUUUCAGCUACCUAAGCAGCUUACAUGGAACAUCAAGGUUUUCAAGUCAGAAUCCACAUCUUUGACUUUAAAGCAGCUUUGUUUAAGGGAGGGGGAAAAAAAGCAAAUUCUAACAAGUUUAUCAGCUUCUGAACAGAAAAUCCUGUUUUAAGCCCUGAGGGACCAGAAAAACUCAAUUGCCUGUUUGAGGGGAUCUUUUAAAACUUAGGAUUGAAUUUGAUCUGAAAACUGUGAAGAUUAAAGAGGUCUGUUAUGGUGGCAGUUGUUUACUUAUAGCACAGUAUUUAUUAUAUGUACUGGAAUUUAUUCUGAACUUCUUAUAAGUAAAAUCUGCUUUAUUUUCCCCUUAGUAUGUAUCUGUUUAUACCAAUGGGUAGGACACUAUCCUUGUAUUACAAACCAAACUGUAUUUUCAAAGUGACCUGCCUGCCCAAAAACUCUUUAGUUCUUUACUGCUUUUUCACAGCUAGAUUCUGUUACCCUUUUUCCAUGGUAAAUAGUUCUUCCUUUGUGGGAAGUCCCACUGAAAGCCAUAGGUCUGCACAUUGGAGUGAGGUGUUCCUCAGUGUGAAUAAGAAUAUCCUAAGAUGGAUGGCCCUUAAGAUUCAGAAAGGCUGCUUCAGGGUUUUUAAAAUUACUUGCCAGUUGAUUUAUUGAUACCAGCAAAAUAAGGGGGGAACAAUUUGCCUCACUUCCCUCCUAUUGCUAGAAGACCUGAGAAGUGAAGAUACAGAAAACUGUAACAUAAGCUAUGGCUCCCUUUCUCCCAUAGCUGAGGUACAAGAGGCUGAGUUCUGGAUAGGGACCUGCAUGGAUUCCCUAUCAAUUGCAGUCUCUAAAUAUAGAGGGGAUGUGUCUUUCUAAAACAUAUGCUAUAACUCCAACAAAUUGUGGGCUUAACAUGAACAUUUUCAGGUAAGGUUCUGGGGCCUGCACUAUGCAAGAGGCCAAGAUGGAUUAUCACAACAGUCCCUUCUGGCCUGAAAAAAAUCUAUGGAUGUGUGAACAGACAUGCAUGAUAUGACUGACAACAGCAGAGCAAAACAAAUAAUUAUAUAAAAAAAGAAACUACUGCUUAUUACAUUUUUGGAGUAAAUGAACAAUGGGAAGAAAGCCUGGUCCUACUGAAGAACUCCCACAUAUUUCAUUGGGAGUCAGGAUAAUCUUUGUGUUCCUAGAUGGAAGUGCUAUAUUUAAAGGCUUUUGAACAUUUCCAGUUAAUAGAGAACCAGCAAACAAUCGAUAGCAACAAAAUGGAAUCACCAAAAUAAUUUCCUUUUUAUAAACUCACUUUGGCACUCUUAGAGUGAUAGGUCAUUUGUCCAGCUAGGUGAAUGUACUGUAAUAUAGACAACUUUUCGUGUUCCUUGGGUCUGAAGCUGCUGUACCUCAAAACUGAGGUAGCUCAAGCUAUCCUCUUUUAUCCAGUGUAUUCAGUGCUUACAGUUUUGCAUGUCAUAAGUUUAUACAUAACAGAAGUGCAAUUGUGUAUAUUUGUUACAUGGUUUGCCUUAGGACCUAUGGUUUAAUGUUUCAUAUUUGGUGCAAUCAAUGUCCACAAUUCAUUUACUACUUGAUUUGAAAUGAGUGUACUGGGGUUUUUUUUUUUAAUGUUUGUCUUUAUUGAAGUACCUAUACAAUGUGAGCAGGCUAAAGACUGUACUGGAAUGCUUAAAAGAUCUUUAAUAAAGUUUUA
Messenger RNA from Alligator sinensis (Chinese alligator), 7397 nucleotides. It is a transcript of the gene PPM1K, whose product is annotated as protein phosphatase, Mg2+/Mn2+ dependent 1K. NCBI's taxonomy places the organism in Eukaryota, Metazoa, Chordata, Crocodylia, Alligatoridae. The transcript is spliced from 7 exons. The coding region runs from base 428 to 1408 and encodes 326 amino acids. Gene Ontology annotation, biological process: protein dephosphorylation. Gene Ontology annotation, molecular function: cation binding; protein serine/threonine phosphatase activity. The record is from RefSeq and is a predicted model, not a curated record.